Macrobrachium nipponense is the source of this 2185-nucleotide messenger RNA. Its product is annotated as transmembrane protease serine 11B-like protein. The transcript is spliced from 7 exons. NCBI's taxonomy places the organism in Eukaryota, Metazoa, Arthropoda, Malacostraca, Decapoda, Palaemonidae. The record is from RefSeq and is a predicted model, not a curated record. Gene Ontology annotation, molecular function: serine-type endopeptidase activity. Gene Ontology annotation, biological process: proteolysis. The coding region runs from base 187 to 1062 and encodes 291 amino acids.
UAAGUUGUGAGUUUGCGAGUGAGUCAGUGAGUGUUUGUGGUGUAUUGCUGUCGUCCUUCGGGCAUAUUAGUUAACGAGAAUAAGAGGGAAAACCAUCAAAACCAGAAAAAUGAUUAUUAGUUAAGUGCAGUGCCUUCCCUGAAAGUGAUCGCCGCGUUAAACGACAUUGUUACUGUCCGCAUCACCAUGCGUCUGCCUCUGGCCCCCUCCUUAACUGUCAGCGCUGGUGUUAUCUUCGUUGUUCUGCAAUCUGCACAGGGUUCCAGCAUCGCCAAUGUGACGUACUGCAACUGUCGGGGGUACCGGUGUGGCACGCCCAACCCCCACGGGCGAGUGGUAGGCGGCAGGGUGACCAUGAAGGGCCGCUACCCCUGGCUGGCGUCCCUCUACUACCGAGGGAAAAUCUACUGUGGUGCCUCCCUCGUCAACGACAGGUUCCUCGUAUCAGCCGCCCACUGCGUCAAAGACGUCAACAAAGACAAGGUAGAAGUCUUCUUGGGGAGUUACAACAGGAGCGACAACGCGGAGAUUUCCAGGCGCGUUCACAAGGUGAAAGAAUGGUGGACGCCCGACGACUAUUACCCCAAAGGUCGCGUCAAUGACAUCGGUGUCAUAGAGUUGAACGAACCUGCGAGGAUUAACAGAUACGUCAGGCCCGUCUGUCUGCCUUCCGAAGAUCGCUCGUAUGAAGGCGAAUUCGGCACCGUUCUUGGCUGGGGUCGCCAGUCCGAGGGCGGCGAGCACAGUGACGUGGUGCGCAAGAUCAAGGUCCCAAUACUGAGCAAUGAGGAGUGCAGGAACACGAAGCACAUACCCGGCGACAUCGCGGAUACGAUGAUGUGCGCCGGAUACGAUGCGGGGAAGAUUGACUCGUGCGGGGGCGACAGCGGUGGUCCUCUCUUGCAUGAGAGAUCUGGGGGCAGCCAAAUUGAUAUUGUUGGAGUCGUGUCCUGGGGAGAAGGCUGCGCCCGCGCGGGCUACCCUGGAGUGUACACCCGAAUCCAGAGCUUCCGGAAUUUCAUAGACUCCAGGAUAUCAUCCGGAUGCUUUUGCCCUCCUUAGGAACCGGGCCCAACCCUGCCUCAGAAACCUCAAGUACCGCAAUAAUUCUAAGAAUAAAAAUAAGGAAAUAAAUAAAUAAAUUAAUUGAUUAAAUACGGGCCACAUCUCAGGCAGGACUGAGAAUUACGAUGAAAAGGUUACGUGCUUUAGAUACAAUGUUGGGGGUCUUUUAGCCUCGGAGAUAAAACUUAUGGCAGAAUUGAAAACAACGACCAAUAUUCCACGGGGUAUAGAAUAUUUAAAUUUUGACGUUGUGUCAUGGAUUAUUACUAUUAUCAUUAUUAUUAUUUUAUUGAAAAUAAUAACUAUUUCAGCAGCGUUUGUAUUUUGUAUAGAAGUUUCUCUAUUCUUCUUAUUCUUCUUGCUCAGGGGCGUCUGCUCCUCUUCUCUCUCUCUCUCUCUCUCUCUCUCGUUCUCUCUCUCUCUCUCUCUCUCUCUCCUUGAGCAAGAGGAAUCCAGAACGAGUCAUUUAGUAUCUUUUGCCAAGAUCCAAUUUCUACUGUGUGUUUUUUUUUGUAUAAUUCAAUUUGACAGAUACCCCGUUUUUUAUAUGAAUACCCCAUUUGGCGUUUUAAUACCCAACUUGCGUACAGAAGAAGUCAGCAAUAAGAUGAAUAGAGUAAUAUCUAUAAAUAAAACCGCGGCUAAAAUAGCCAUUACUUUCAAUAAAACCUGUAUUAAAAAGCAAAUAUAAAUUAAAAAAUUAUUAAGUACAUAAAAAUGUAUCAAAAUAGAUUCUUGCUUUCUCAGAAUAAUUCCCACCAUCACAAACAUCUACAGCGGAAUCUGAAAUGAUGUUCAAUGUUCGUAAUUACUCGAAUUUCAGAUAUUCAAAUUCGCAUAUAGUAUCAUUUACAUGAUAUGCAUGUAGAACCAUGAGCCUUAUCAAAUUAUAUAUUUUCUUCAACUUGUUUGGCCAAAACUUGUGAUGUAUGCGUGAUUGUAUUAUCUUAUUAAGUAGUACUUAUAGAUAAGUGACGAGGAGCUUGUGCACAAAAACCGAUUUUGUAAAUUACAUUGUUACGUUACCAUUUUGUUAAUUUAUUGAAAUAUACACUGUACAAAACAGCAAAGCGUCCUGUUAUUUAAACUUCGUCCAUAAUUAUUAUAACUAUCUUAUUUU